Tauraco erythrolophus (red-crested turaco) is the source of this 1658-nucleotide messenger RNA. NCBI's taxonomy places the organism in Eukaryota, Metazoa, Chordata, Aves, Musophagiformes, Musophagidae. The record is from RefSeq and is a predicted model, not a curated record.
AUGCAGAAUGCAAUUGCUCAACACCCACAGACCGAUGCCCAGCCGGUUCCCGAGCAGCGGCUGGCGGCCCCCAGCCAACUCCCCUCAGUUUUAUUCAGCGCCUUUGCACAAUUUGAUGCUGAAGGAGAUGGCACCGUAGAUGUGGAGAAUAUGCUGGAGGCUCUGAAGAACUCUAGUGGAGCUAAUCUUCAAGGGGAGCUUAGCCAUGUAAUCAGGCAACUGCAAGCUUGUUCCCUAGUUCCAGGUUUUAUUGAUAUAUUUUCCGAAUCGAAAGAGCGUCUUGGUCUUCAUGCUUCAAUGAUACUGAGAUUCUUGCACCGGAAUCGGAUUUCUAGUACUGCCAUCCCUUACCCAGUGUUGGAGUACUUCAACAAUAUCUGUACUAUGCGGUCUUCUGUGUUGAAGGAUUCCUUAGAUAGACUUCUCCUAAAAGAGAGAGAAUACCCCAGUGAUUUGAAUGGUAACGAGGAGUCGGACAAGCUGAAGUCUGUCACGAAGUGCUAUACUCACAUAGAAACCUCGUCCAAUUCUGCUGAUAUUGACAAGAUGACAAAUGGAGAAACAACAUCUUUCUGGCAGUCGGAUGGGAGUGCUCGCUCACAUUGGAUACGUUUAAAGAUGAAACCAGAUGUUGUUUUGAGACAUCUGUCCAUUGCGGUGGCAGCUAAUGACCAGAGUUACAUGCCACAGCAAGUUACGGUGGCAGUGGGAAGGAAUGCCAGCAGUCUCCAGGAGGUCCGAGAUGUUCACAUUCCAAGCAAUAUCACUGGCUACGUAACACUGUUGGAAAACGCUAACAUUAGUCAGAUGUAUGUACAGAUAAACAUCAAGCGUUGCCUUAGUGAUGGAUGUGACACUAGAAUCCAUGGACUCAGAGCCGUUGGUUAUCAAAGAGUUAAGAAGGUGGGCGUCUCUGUGUGCGAUGCUUCUGCUAUCUGGUACUGGUCUCUGCUGACCUCUCUGGUAACAGCUUCCAUGGAAACAAAUCCAGCAUUUGUUCACACUAUUUUACAAAAUACACAGAAAGCACUGCAACACAUGCCACCUCUGUCUCUUACACCAGGCUCUGCAGAUUUUUCAAGCUUCUUAUCUCCAAAUGUUUUGGAAGAAGUCGAUAGCUUCCUUAUAAGAAUAACAAGUUGUUGUACUACUCCAGAGGUUGAACUUACACUCUUGGCCUUUGCCUUAGCCAGGGGGAGUGUUGCUAAAGUGAUAAGUUCCCUUUGUACAAUCACUGAUCAUCUGGACACUCCAUACAAGGCUUCAUCACUUAUCGCUUCCAUGGCAACAGUUAGACAGAACCUGCUGUAUAAAUAUGGAAAACCAUUGCGACUAACUCUGCAAGCAUGUGAUGUAAAGGGAAAAGAAGAUAAAUCAGGGCCUGAAAACCUCCUUGUAGAGCCAUGGACUGGGGAUGGUUUUCUGACUGAAACUGGGAAAACCAGAGCAAGUAUUAUUCUUUCUACUGGAACUGAAUCUUCAUUUCAAGUGACACAAAUUAGAAUAAAGGUCCGAAGAGGUGCCAUUGGCGCCCAGUGUGGGCUGGUGUUUGCUUAUAAUAGCACUUCAGAAAAGUUCCAUGCAGAGGAACACUUCAAAAGAUUUGAAAGCUAUGACAAAUGGAAGCUGCAGGAAUUCAAACAAUUUUUAAAAAACAG